GCCGAGGGAGCCGAAGUGUUCUGUGGGCAGGAAGGCGCUGUGGGGCGCAGCCAGGAGCUUCGACCUGCAGCCCUCGGGGAGAAGAGGAGCUGGGAUGGGCCACAAAUUCAAGGAGAAGGCGUCUUCCUUCCUCUUCCAAUAUGACACCCCGCGGAUGGUUCUGGUGCACAAUAAGAAGGUGGGGGUGACCUUCCGACUCAUCCAGCUGGUGGUCCUCAUGUACAUCAUUGGAUGGGUGUUCCUUUAUGAGAAGGGCUACCAGUCAAAAGACAGCAUUAUAAGCUCCGUCUCCGUGAAGCUCAAAGGUUUAACCAUGACCAAUUCCAGUGACUUGGGUCCCUACAUCUGGGAUGUGGCAGAUUACGUUUUCCCGCCACAGGGGGACAGCUCCUUCGUGGUGAUGACCAACUUCAUCGUCACCCGUGACCAGAAACAGGAAACAUGCCCAGAGCAUCCUGAGGCAGGGAAGUGUGAGGAAGACAGAAUGUGCACUGCAGGGAAGUUCCUUCGCCAGGGCCAAGGCAUCAUGACAGGAAAAUGUGUGAACUUCAGCCGCACGGAGAGGACCUGUGAGAUCUUUGGCUGGUGUCCGGUGGAGAUCGAUGACCACGUCCCUAACCCACCACUGCUUCUGGCAGCCGAAAACUUCACCUUAUUUAUCAAGAACAGCAUUACUUUCCCCAAGUUCAAGGUGAACAGGCGCAACCUUGUUGAACGAGUCACCAAGGACUACUUGAGAAACUGCACCUAUCACAAAGUGAGAGAUCCACUUUGCCCCGUCUUUCAACUGGGAUAUGUGGUGGAAGAAUCCGGCCAAAAGUUUUCCAUGCUUGCUCGGAAGGGCGGCGUCUUGGGCAUCUCCAUCAGCUGGAACUGCGACCUCGACUGGCCAGUGAGGCACUGCAUGCCGGUGUACCAGUUCCACGGGCUUUACAACGAAGACAGCAGCAUCUCUCCUGGCUUCAACUUCAGGUACGCCAGGUAUUACAGAGAAAAUGGGAGAGAAUUGAGGACUUUGUACAAGGUGUUUGGCAUCCGCUUUGAUAUUCUGGUGAAUGGAAAGGCAGGGAAGUUCGACAUCAUUCCUACGAUGACCACCAUAGGCUCUGGGAUCGGCAUCUUCGGAGUGGCCUCCGUGCUCUGUGACCUGCUUCUGUUGAAUUUCAUAUCCAACCGGCACUACUACAAGCAGAAGAAAUUCAAGAACGCAGAGCUGGAUUCCAUCAAACCUGAAAAAGAAGAUGCUGUCAGCUCUUUCACGUGUGAUUUACAGGAGAAAGAAAAGGUUUCUCAGUGAAAUGAAGUCAUACACUAAGCAUAAACCCUGCCUCCUCUUCCUUCCUCUUGCAAUGAUCCUGGACUUUUAUCAACCCAUCCCUAAGCAAACAGCUGUAGAAUUUAUACUUGUGCACGUUGGCGUUCCAUCCUUUCUAGGAACUGGGGAGAAAUGGUUUUGCAGAAUUGCUCAAAGUUUUCAGCUCGGAGCGUCUGAAUGAGGGAACAGACAUUUUAGGAGCAAAGAGAAGCCUGGAAUUGGCGUAAACCACAAGAUGGGAGCUGUCCGGGAUGCAAUUGUGGUGGUCUUUGGAAUUCUUAGCUUGGGCACCAAGCAGAACCGGAAAAUGCACGCAGCACGUGGUGAAUCUUCUUAGGGUUAUGCUCCCAAUCCAGCCAGGUCAUACUUGGUUUCCAUCAAACAUCUGGAGAAAACAGCAGCCACUAAGCUGUUGCAAUUACUUGCUGGGUGAGACUUUCAGCUGGCUUGCACGGCAAUGCAAAAUGAUCACUGUAACUUUUUCCAAACCUAAUCCCAAACUAAAAUGUUGUUUGCUGAAGGAAUCACUACAUUUCUGAAGUAUGAGAUGGGGUUCAUUCUGCCCCUACCCUACAAAAUUUAUACCUUUCAAAAACUGCUUUUAUUUCUGAUGGGGAAAGCAUGCAAAAUUGCAUGCAUUUGCAUCAGUGUGCAGAAAAAUGCAUCCAUUUAGGUAAAAUGUGCAAAAAAUGCAGGUUUUUUUAGGGCAUGAAGAUACGUACCCAUUUUCAUGCAGGCUAAAGUGAAAAAUAAAAUCACAAUUUGUUGUGGCAUUUGGGACACAGUGACUGAGGAAAAUGGGGAAGAUGAGUGGAACGGAGGUUUGUAUGUCUGUCUUCUUAGCUUUUGCAGGGGGCAUGCAAAGAGCGCCAGAGUGGGAGCAUAAUUUCCUACACCUGGAGUUCCUCUAUCAUCCGUUCCAGGCCCCCCAAAGGCCGAUAGCCCAAGACACUCCAAAGGGUCCCAGCUAGUGAAAGCUGGCCCUUGCUUCCCAGCGCAACAAGCAUCUCCAUCUCUUUCAUUCCACAGCAUCCAUUGCUGCUCCUGCUGUGUGAACUGGGGAAGGAUUAGGCUUGGAAAAGGACACUUCCAAAGAAUAGAAUUUAUUUUAAAAGCAGAGAAAUAAAGCUCUAGUUUUGGUACUACCUCA
Messenger RNA from Varanus komodoensis (Komodo dragon), 2465 nucleotides. RefSeq names its product purinergic receptor P2X 1 (gene P2RX1). Gene Ontology annotation, biological process: response to ATP; monoatomic cation transmembrane transport. The record is from RefSeq and is a predicted model, not a curated record. The transcript has 13 exons. Bases 95 to 1297 code for a protein of 400 amino acids. Gene Ontology annotation, cellular component: plasma membrane; nuclear inner membrane. NCBI's taxonomy places the organism in Eukaryota, Metazoa, Chordata, Lepidosauria, Squamata, Varanidae. Gene Ontology annotation, molecular function: ATP binding; purinergic nucleotide receptor activity; extracellularly ATP-gated monoatomic cation channel activity.